This is a messenger RNA of Cuculus canorus (common cuckoo), 775 nucleotides long. RefSeq names its product RAP2B, member of RAS oncogene family (gene RAP2B). The coding region runs from base 219 to 770 and encodes 183 amino acids. Lineage: Eukaryota; Metazoa; Chordata; Aves; Cuculiformes; Cuculidae. The record is from RefSeq and is a predicted model, not a curated record. Gene Ontology annotation, cellular component: plasma membrane. Gene Ontology annotation, molecular function: GDP binding; GTPase activity; GTP binding. Gene Ontology annotation, biological process: negative regulation of cell migration; Rap protein signal transduction. The transcript has a single exon.
GAGUUCCUCCUCCUUCUCCUCCGCCCCGCGCAGCCGCCGCCCGGCCCCGGGGCGGCCCCUUCCCCGCCCCGGCGGCGCCAGCGAGCGCCCGGCGGGGCGUGCGCGGCCCUCGCUCCCUCCCUCCCUCCGUCCCUCCCUCCCUCUCUCCGCCCGCCGUGAGGGCGGGAGGGACGCGGCAGCCCCGAGCGGGAGGCGAGGGAGGCGGCGCGCCGGGAGCCAUGCGGGAGUACAAGGUGGUGGUGCUGGGCUCGGGCGGCGUGGGCAAGUCCGCCCUCACCGUGCAGUUCGUGACGGGCUCCUUCAUCGAGAAGUAUGACCCCACCAUCGAGGACUUCUACCGCAAGGAGAUCGAGGUGGACUGCUCGCCGUCGGUGCUGGAGAUCCUGGACACGGCGGGCACCGAGCAGUUCGCCUCCAUGCGGGACCUCUACAUCAAGAACGGGCAGGGCUUCAUCCUGGUCUACAGCCUGGUGAACCAGCAGAGCUUCCAGGACAUCAAGCCCAUGCGGGACCAGAUCAUCCGGGUGAAGAGGUACGAGAGGGUGCCCAUGAUCCUGGUGGGCAACAAGGUGGACCUGGAGGGCGAGCGGGAGGUCUCCUUCGGGGAGGGCAAAGCCCUGGCCGAGGAGUGGAGCUGCCCCUUCAUGGAGACCUCGGCCAAAACCAAAGACUCGGUGGACGAGCUCUUCGCCGAGAUCGUCAGGCAGAUGAACUACGCCUCGCAGCCCAACGGGGACGAGCAGUGCUGCUCCUCCUGCGCCAUCCUCUGAGGGCG